Molecule: messenger RNA, 486 nt
Organism: Odontomachus brunneus
Lineage: Eukaryota; Metazoa; Arthropoda; Insecta; Hymenoptera; Formicidae
Gene: CPR11
Product: adult-specific cuticular protein ACP-22-like
Exons: 4
Coding region: 1-486 (161 amino acids)
Cellular component (GO): extracellular matrix
Source: RefSeq, a predicted model, not a curated record
AUGGCCUUUGUGAAGGGAUUGAUUGUCUGCGUCGUCUUCGUCGCCGUCGUUGUUAAGGGCUUCCCCAGGAUGUACGAGGAAGACGCGAUGGAUGAUGGUAACGUCGAGGAACGGGCGGCCGCAGAUGUAGAUCGCAACGGACAUGCCGGGGCUCAUCAUCACGUGUACUCGUUUCAUCAUUUUUCCGGACCAGUGAUUGGUCAUCAUGAGGAGAUAACGUGGAAAGAUAAGCACGGGCAUCAUCAUCACGACUACAAGUCCCAUCCUAAGUAUAAAUAUUCGUACGGCGUGGACGAUCACCACACUAAGGACCAUCACGGACAAAAAGAGCAUCGCGAUGGCAAACACGUCGAGGGUGAAUACCACAUCCAUGAACCAGGUGGCAAUGUCAGAAGUGUGAAGUAUCACGCCGACCCUCAUGGUGGAUUUUACGCCGAAGUGCACAAUUACGGCGGGAACGACCAUUCGGGUGGUUCGCAUGGUUAA